Molecule: messenger RNA, 2083 nt
Organism: Epinephelus moara (kelp grouper)
Lineage: Eukaryota; Metazoa; Chordata; Actinopteri; Perciformes; Serranidae
Gene: slc3a2b
Product: solute carrier family 3 member 2b
Exons: 8
Coding region: 136-1800 (554 amino acids)
Biological process (GO): amino acid transport; carbohydrate metabolic process
Source: RefSeq, a predicted model, not a curated record
GCAGCGCUGCGGUCAGACAGACAAGCAGACAGACAGACAGACAGACACCACGGACACAUCAGACGGUGCAGCUCAGCUCUGUGGUCCCUGUUCCUUCCAUCAGAUUAAUAGACGGUAGAUUAACGGGUCGCCGGUAUGAACACGGAGGAGACCAACGUGGAUCUGAGGGAUGCUGAGACAAAGGAUGCUGAACCGAAGGAGGCGGCGGAUCCCGCUCCGGUCCCCUCGGAUGCUGAUGCGACGGAGGCCGAUGUGAGUGAGGCGGAUCUGGACCAGGAGGAGCAGGAGAGGAUACCGAUGACCGGAGGAGGAGGAGACCGGACCGAGGAGCCUCCGUCUGCCGGCGGAGAGGAGGCGGCGGCGGAGAAGAACGGCUCCGUGAAGCUGAAGAUCCCCGAUGAAGAGGAGGAGGAGGUGACAUUCACCGGGCUGAGCAAGGAGGAGCUGCUCAGGGUGGCCGGGACACCUGGCUGGGUGAGGACCCGCUGGGCGCUGCUGGUGGUGUUCUGGCUGGGCUGGUUGGGGAUGUUGGCUGGAGCCGUCCUCAUCAUCCUUCGGGCUCCUCGCUGCAGAGACCUGCCUGAAACCAACUGGUGGAACAACGGCCCGCUGUACCAGAUUGGGAGCAUCCAGGCCUUCACCGACACCCACGACCUGAAGGGUCUGGAGCAGAAGAUCAACAAUCUGGCUCAGCUGAAGAUUAAAGGUCUGGUGGUCGGUCCGAUCCACGUCGCUCCAGCAGACGACGCCAUGAAUCUGAGAUUCGAGGAGAUUUCCUCUGAGGCCGGAAACCUGGAGCAGUUUAAAGGCCUCGUCCAGGCCGCUCAUAAGAAGGGUAUUUCUGUGGUUUUGGAUCUGACUCCAAACUACCAGGGAUCAUCUGGACCCUGGUUCUCCAACAUCAGUGUGACCAACGUGGCUGAGAGACUGAAGUCCGCUCUGGUGUUCUGGAUGAAUGAAGGCGUAGACGGCGUGCAGCUGUCGGGGGUGGAGCGUGUGGCCAGCGUGGUGCCGUCUCUGUGGACCGACAUUCGAGCCAUCGUCCAGAACGUGACGGAGGAGCACCCCAACAGGAAGGUCUUGAUCGGCGUCACAGAACGUUCCUCAGCUGAAGACGUGUCCACCCUCCUCUCCUCCACCGGUGUCGACCUGCUGAUCUCCAGGGUCCUCCGCUCCGGCAGCCCGGACGCUGCGGAGCAUGCUCAGUCCAUCCAGCUCCUGUAUUCAUCCCACAACCAGAGCAAGCUGGCCUGGAGCCUGGGGGGGCGGGCUGAGGGGCACCUGGCCUCGCUGGUGGGACCGGCUCUGGUCAAACUGCACCAGCUGCUGCUGCUCACACUGCCCGGGGUGCCUUUCAUCAACUACGGGGAUGAGAUCGGCCUGAUGGACAAGGGCACCAAGUUUCCCAUGAUGCUUUGGGACUCUGACGAGCAGCUGAACAGGACACUGCAGGAGGAGCGGGCCGAGCGUCUGUCGUUUCACAGUUUUUUCCGCAGUGUGAGCGAUCUUCGUGUUAAAGAGCGCUCCCUGCUGUUCGGAGACUUCUUCCUCCUCUCCAACUCCUCCUCUUCCCUGGCGUACCUGCGGGAGUGGGAUCAGAGCGAGCGUUACCUGGCGGCCUUCAACUGGGCGGACGAGGCGGCGACGCUGCAGCUGAGCGGCGCACGGCUGCCUCAGCGAGCCACAGUCGCCUUCGGCACCAAUAGCAGCGCCCUGCCUGCAGACAGCAGCGUGGACCUGAUGGAGCUGCGGCUCGGCCCCGGGCAGGCCGCGCUCCUCAAGUUUCCCUACACUGGAUAGACCUCAGGUUAUUGUGAUGUUAUCACCAGACGAUUAAAGCUCCAUUCAGACUGGAGCUGCUCUCUGGCUUCAGGCCUAAAGAAACAGAACCACAGUCUGAGCGGAGCUUCAGUCAAAUCAUCUGGUUAACAUGUUAAAUAAAUGUUUAUUCUCUCACGACAGCAGGUGCGUCAUGUUUACUGUAAGUGAUGAAUAUUAAUCUGACCAUGUGAUGGUGAUGAUGAUGAUGCAGCUGUCCUCUAUCGUGUGCAUUCUGUGAAAACAAAAUAAAAAAUGAAGGAAA